AUGUCCCCGUCGUCUGUUUCGAGCUGCAACUACACGACAGAAGGUAAUCGACACGGUGCCCAAGCUCUGAAACGUGCUGCAUUGCUUGCAGAUUUGACCAAAUGGUGGGAUGGCCGCGACCUUUCUCAUGAAGAGGAGCACCUGCCUCUGAUUCCUGGGAGUCGAGAUCAUAACGGCGGACGAGAACCUCAGCCGAAGCAUCAAGAUGUCGCUGGUUGGAAGCCCAGCCAUCUCGGCUUUCCGAGUGGUCGAACCCUGCUUCGGGUUCUGGAGAUUGUAGUCGUCAUGUUCAUUGUUGCUGUCGAGUUAAAGGCACUGUCGAAUCGAUCCGCAAACCAUGGCGUACACAAAGUACCGUCGUUCUCACUGCACCACUCGAGUGGCAAGUUGCUGAGUGGUGGACAUCGUCUUCGCUCGUUUCUUCGUCACAUGAAAAGUCAACCAACCGUGCUGAGUGCAGUGUCUUCAGAAAAGGAGAUUCCUCUUGGCGUUAAUGUGGAAAUGGAACGAACAAUGGACAUCUACUGUCGUGGACCGUUGCUACAUGCUGUUCAGAUGGCCAAUGUCUACUCGGACAGCAAGUACUUUGUCGACAUGCCAAUCAAAGACAAUAGCAGCGCGUUCGACAUCUUGGUCGAUUUUCAGCAUCGUGGACUCGCUAUGACCGAGUACCGACCCAAUGUCCAAGGCAUGCACAAGCAACAGUUGCGGCAAUUUCUUGACGACCACUUUGACCCGCCAGGAACGGAUCUGCUGCCGAUCACACCUUUCGACUACCAGGGGCAGGUUCACCCGCCUAUGGUGGCUGACAUCCGAGACCAGGAACUUCGAGAUUGGGCCUUUGACUUGCACCAGAUAUGGCAGAGUCUUGGACGAAUUCGCAAUCCACACGUGAAAGGGUCGCUGCUUCAUUCGCGAAAGCUAGAUGAGCCGAGUUUGAACCAGCCUGAUAAUGUACUGAUUGUACCCGGCGGGCGUUUCCGUGAAAGCUACUAUUGGGAUUCGUACUGGAUUGUCCAAGGGCUGUUGGUCAGCGACAUGUCUGUGACGGCACGCGGUAUCGUAAACCAUCUCUUGGAGUACGUGUCCGAGUUCGGAUUCGUGCCAAACGGAGGGAGAAUUUACUACCUGACGCGGUCGCAGCCGCCCAUGCUCUCGGACAUGGUAAAAUUGGUUGCUCGUCUCCCGGUGAAUGGAACUGAUAUCGAGUACGACGACGAGUAUCUUCAAGCUGCAUUGCCGAUCCUAGAGCGAGAGUACGACUUUUGGAUGCAGCAUGGACCUUCCGGGCAUGCAGUCGAGUUUACUCGAAGUGAUACCAAAGCAGGGGCAAGCGGCGACGUUACAUACGUCUUAAAUCGCUACACGUCCAAUGCCAAUCAACCGCGACCCGAAUCGUAUCGGGAAGACGUCCUAGUUGCUUCCGAGAUAUUUGACCGUACCAUCCAUAUGGACGGUGGGAAUGCUGCUGCGACGGAGCGGCACAAGGACGAGUACUACAACAAUGUCAUUGCUGCUGCCGAGAGCGGGUGGGACUUCAGUAGCCGCUGGUUGCGGGAUCCGUUCGACAUGAAGUCGAUGGUAACCACUUCCGUCGUUCCUGUCGAUUUGAAUUCAAUCAUGUACCGGGUUGAACGCAACCUGAUGGAAUUUAACCAGCACCUUGACAACGACAAGCGGGCACAAUUUUUCGAGCGAGCCGCUGCUCGCCGACUCAAAGCCAUUGACGCAAUCCUGUGGAGCGAGAAGCACCAGACUUGGAAAGAUUACGACCUGGAGACGGACACCCAUUCAGUCAUCGUCUCUGUGUCCGACUACACACCGCUUUGGGCAAAGGCAUUUAAUGCCAGCGAUAUCGACCGGCUGAAAACUGUCGUCACCUCCCUCAAAACUUCCGGGCUGCUUCAGGUUGGUGGUAUCCAAACCACGACUACUUUUUCGGGCCAACAAUGGGACAGACCUAACGCAUGGCCGCCGGAGCAGGAUAUUGUCGUGGAAGGCUUGUUGGCUAUCAACACCACAGAAUCGCACAAUUUGGCUCGCGAGUUGACGCGAACGUGGACGCAAACGAGUUUGACGGCUUGGAAGCAAACCGGUUUGAUGUUCGAAAAGUAUAACGCGUCCGAAGUUGGUGGCUUGGGUGCAGGCGGAGAGUACUUCCCGCAGUUUGGCUUCGGUUGGACAAACGGAGUGAUUUUGAAGUUCCUCACGAUCCAUCAGAAUCUUUUGCAAGCAGGCUAA
Messenger RNA from Peronospora matthiolae, 2241 nucleotides. NCBI's taxonomy places the organism in Eukaryota, Oomycota, Peronosporomycetes, Peronosporales, Peronosporaceae. The record is from the annotation of a GenBank genome assembly.